AUGACCGUCGUCCACGUUGUGCAGUUCCAGUUCAAGGAGCUCAUCCCAACAGAGGAGGUCAAGUCGAUAUGCGACUCGAUGCUGGCGCUCCGGGACAACUGCAUCCACCCGACGUCCAACAAGGCGUACGUCAAGUCCAUCGCGGGCGGGCUGGACAACAGCCCCGAGGGCAUCCAGGGCGGCAUCACGCACGUCUUCGUCGUCGAGUUUGAGAGCGCUGCGGACCGCGAUUACUACGUGCACAAGGACCCGGCGCACCUGGCGUUUAUCGAGGAGGCGGGGCCGGCGAUCCUCAAGGCGCGGGUUGUCGACUUUACGCCGGGGGUGUUUUGA
Molecule: messenger RNA, 333 nt
Organism: Colletotrichum higginsianum IMI 349063
Lineage: Eukaryota; Fungi; Ascomycota; Sordariomycetes; Glomerellales; Glomerellaceae
Product: Stress responsive A/B Barrel domain-containing protein
Exons: 2
Coding region: 1-333 (110 amino acids)
Source: RefSeq, a predicted model, not a curated record